Molecule: messenger RNA, 765 nt
Organism: Fimicolochytrium jonesii
Lineage: Eukaryota; Fungi; Chytridiomycota; Chytridiomycetes; Spizellomycetales; Powellomycetaceae
Exons: 5
Coding region: 1-765 (254 amino acids)
Source: RefSeq, a predicted model, not a curated record
AUGUCUCGUCAUUUACGAGCUCAGCGAAAGUGGCUGCAGAACAACAAACGCAAGUUAGCGGACGAGGCGGAAGAGCCGCUGAAGGCAAAGUUAAAUAAACUCUGGCAGCGUGCGGAGAGUCUCGACCAAGCCGGAGUGGACGAUUACGCCAACUUCCUCGACGUUGUGUUCGACAAUCCGACAAUCAAGACCGAGCUGGAGGAGAAGCUGUUGAAAGCUACGAGUGACAUUGAAGACCUGAAGAACGACAACGAAGACCUGAAGAACGACAACAGACAACUGAACGCUACCCUCGAUGCGCAGGCACGAUCCGCGCUCCGGCGACAGAUUGCCAUCAACAUCGAUUGGGAGGUGAAGAUGGACUUCCUCCAGCUGACAUCCGAAGACAAAACGGCGUCGAUGAAGUACGGCUACGGACCGCGCAAGGGUCAAUCCAAAGGCGUUGUCUUCGGAUGCCAGCUGGAGGAAGUAGCGGCUGAGAAAGAGGAUCUGAACGAUGUGAUGGAGACGUGGUUUGGCCCGCCGGAGAACGGAAAAUCAGAGAUGUUCAAAGGCACUAUGGAGUCCUUGAAGCAGUUCUCUGUGGACCCUCAUCCCAUAGCCUACAAAGGGGUUCCGGUGGAUGCCAAUAUGGCUAGGGAACUGGUUCAGGGCAUCAAGGAAGAGUUCCUGGUCGACGUGGCUGUGGAGGUUUCCCUUUGGUGGUGUCUGUGUCUGAAAGACAUCAAAGUCCGCUUCGACCCGACAGACCCUGUUGAAGCUUGA